Rubroshorea leprosula is the source of this 507-nucleotide messenger RNA. NCBI's taxonomy places the organism in Eukaryota, Viridiplantae, Streptophyta, Magnoliopsida, Malvales, Dipterocarpaceae. The record is from the annotation of a GenBank genome assembly.
GGAGACUGGUGUUGCCUCGCCCCUCCUCGCAUCUUGGACGAUUUAAAUCCAACCUCUACAGCAUUAUCAUACUCACUACUAGAGGCUUUUCGAAUCUCAAAUAUGUUGUGGACUAUCAUCAGACCAAAUUGAAAUGAAACGACAACUUGAGUUUAUCUCUUGGUUUAAAACAACGGAUGAUGAUCCUCCUAUACUGCAAUUGGUGCAACCCUCAACUAUUGUGGAUGAUCAUGUUUCGCUAGCAUCUUCGGGAGGAGAACGAGUGGUGAUUGGUGAGGACUUGCAAUUAUCUUAUUCGGCUGAACAAAAUGAGGAAGAAUGUGUGGAUGAGGAUGAUGAGGAUGAGGACAAGUUUGAGGGGACAUAAACACCAAAAGAAGAAGUUCCAGAUUACUUAACCAAGAGUGAUAUUGACUAGCUGUAUUUUGUUUGAUCUUUUUCUUGAACUGAACAAAUGAUAGAUGACCACUUAUAUUUUGUUUAUGUUACUAAAGUAUGACAUAUUCU